Molecule: messenger RNA, 551 nt
Organism: Hyaloscypha bicolor E
Lineage: Eukaryota; Fungi; Ascomycota; Leotiomycetes; Helotiales; Hyaloscyphaceae
Exons: 2
Coding region: 329-538 (69 amino acids)
Source: RefSeq, a predicted model, not a curated record
CAGUUGUCUACGAUCUUACUCGCAUUUGGAGGGCUUGUCUCUCAAGAGCUAUCUGUAAGUGAAACCUCAACUACACAAAGGAUUUGUUCUGACCACUCCUCAGAUCUGCUUCACUCCGUUUGCAAACGACUGCCUCAACACCAAAUCCGAGGCACACCCAAAAGCCUCGAACCCUAUCAGUCAACGAAAUUGCGUCAGCCUUUCUGUCAACCGGGUUCUCGGAACUGAAAUUUGGAACCAACAUCCGCCCACGCACGCGCAACCUCGUGGCAACCACGCGCCGCAAUACCCCCAAGGCAACACAACGCUGCACAAACACGCUUCCGCCAUGUGCGACUGGGAAGAAUUCCAAUUCGUCUGCGGCCACAACUCCAGCCGCCUGCUCUCCUACUGCCACUUCGCGCGGACGGACCCCUACCACCAAUGCUUUGGCGUCAAGGUCAUCAAGCAUACGUGGGUGCAGAACGUGGCGUGCCAACCUUGCAUUGAUGCGACGCGUGCAGCGGCAAUGAAGCGGGCCGCACGUGGCGGACGGUAGAUCUUCCAGAAUG